AUCCAGACUGCAUGCAGUUUGGUAUUAAAAUGUUUCCAGUACCACGAACCAUUGUGUUGUUACACAUUUGAGAUGACAGAUCCGCGCUGAGCUGCUCGAACCGGCCGGAACCUCCCGUCGAUCACCUGGACUGACGCCACAGACCGCUGACGACCUCACAGCUGUUAUUGUCCAGGUUGUGUGUCCCCCCCCCCUCCUCCUCAAAAAAAAAGUGCAGCGCUCCGGUGGGCUAGAGACGCCAGCUAACGUUUCAGGCAGGUCGGACGGCGGCGAGGCCCCAACCGGGACGGGAGCGCGGGGGAACCAUGGCCAACAUCGCGGUUCAGAGGAUAAAACGGGAAUUCAAAGAGGUCCUCAAAAGCGAAGAGACGAGCAAAAACCAGAUAAAGGUGGAUCUGGUGGAUGAGAACUUCACAGAACUCAAAGGGGAAAUAGCAGGACCACCUGACACACCAUAUGAAGGGGGUAGAUAUCAACUAGAAAUUAAAAUUCCAGAGACGUAUCCAUUCAAUCCACCCAAGGUGCGGUUUAUCACAAAGAUCUGGCAUCCAAACAUCAGCUCAGUCACCGGUGCAAUAUGUCUGGACAUUCUCAAAGACCAGUGGGCGGCAGCUAUGACUCUGAGGACAGUUCUCUUGUCACUACAAGCCUUAUUGGCAGCUGCAGAACCAGAUGACCCACAGGACGCAGUAGUAGCCAAUCAGUACAAGCAGAACCCGGAGAUGUUCAAACAGACAGCGAGGCUCUGGUCUCAUGUCUAUGCAGGAGCUCCCGUCUCUAGUGCAGAGUACACACGCAAAAUAGACAAACUCUGUGCCAUGGGCUUUGAAAGAAAUGCAGUAAUAGUGGCGUUGUCGUCGAAAUCCUGGGAUGUGGGGACAGCAACAGAGCUACUGCUCAGUAACUGAAUCUCACACCCCCUCCAUCUUCCUCUUGAUCCCUCUCUUCCCCACUUCACACAUACACACCCUCUUCUCCUCCAAAUCCCAGCUGUCUGAAGGCCCGUCUCUUCCACCUCUGUUUCACAGUGGAAUCCUCACCUUCACACACCCCCCCCUCUCCUCCAUCCCUCUCUCUCUCUCUCCCCCCUCUGUGUGGCAUCCCUCCUCCCUCCUCGUCACCUCUGCUGUAACUCACACACUCCAGUCGGUCGCUCUGUGAGCUCUUAUCUCUGGUUUCUUUAAGUCCAUUCAACAUUCCACUCAGCACUACAAUCAAAAGUCCAACCACAUCUCCACCCCCUUUGAAUUAAAUGCCAGACUUAAGACCCCACCCACACCUGUUAGUCUCCCGGCUUUUCUGGCUGUGUCCAAGAAGCGGCUGUCAGCAGCUUAUCUUUGCCUAUGCAGUGCAUUUUAUUUUCAUUUGUGGGAACCUUUUGUAGGAGAAAGUCAAGCCAUUCAGGGAGGCUCUUCUGGACCUGGACCUGAUUUUUACACACUUUGGUCUUGCUUUCUAAACAGGGGAUUAGCCGAGUCCUAGACUUUUAAACUGGUACCAGAGCUACCAUCACUCACACAUUAAUAACCACGCACUUUGGGCUACUCUAUGGUGGCAUAGGGUUCUCUAAACUUAGUAGUAAGUUUAAAUUUUACCAUCAUUGGUUUUUUUUGCGGCACGGUGGUGCAGUGGUUCACUCUGUCGCCUCACAGCAUGAAGGUUCGUGAAUGAGUGUAAAUGGUUGUUGUUCUCCAGGGUUUACCUGCCUCUCACCCAAUGUCCGCUGGGAUUGGAAUAGAUGAGUUUUUGAGGGCAGUAUAACAAUAUUUUUCUCAUAACAUUUGGACAUUAAACAAAAAAAUGGUGUUAAAGUAAAUCUAGCGCACCUAGUAGCAAAUAUGAAAUAUGAUUUUAUGACAGAGUCGGACGAAGCUUGUUCCCUGUUCUGUAAACCAGAUCAUAAAGUGGUACUGAGGUGUAGACAUACUCAUUUUCAUGCCACGUUUUCCCCACUUCAGCCGUCUGAUGAACCCAAAGCCCCCCCACUCCCUCCACCUGUACCUUUCCCCACAAUUUUUUUUAAAGGAAAUGAUUUGGUUUUGGUCGCCUCCCACAGGAAUUCAUUUGGAUUCUUGUUUUUAAACCAAGAGAAAACUAAACAAACAGAGAAAAAUAAUCAUGUUCAGCAGCAACACAACCCUACACAACCUGUCUGGAUGGGAAUCGUUCCAAACGAGUUUGAAAAAUAUUGCAUCAUCUAAACUACGGCAACAGAUAAAUAUGUCAAAAAUGAUUCAUCUGUAAAUAAAGAUAUUAAAGUCUGUGUAAAUUAAAUCCA
This is a messenger RNA of Hippoglossus stenolepis (Pacific halibut), 2278 nucleotides long. RefSeq names its product ubiquitin-conjugating enzyme E2Ka (UBC1 homolog, yeast) (gene ube2ka). The record is from RefSeq and is a predicted model, not a curated record. The transcript is spliced from 7 exons. Gene Ontology annotation, biological process: protein polyubiquitination; proteasome-mediated ubiquitin-dependent protein catabolic process. Gene Ontology annotation, molecular function: ubiquitin conjugating enzyme activity; protein binding. Bases 306 to 908 code for a protein of 200 amino acids. NCBI's taxonomy places the organism in Eukaryota, Metazoa, Chordata, Actinopteri, Pleuronectiformes, Pleuronectidae. Gene Ontology annotation, cellular component: nucleus.